Molecule: messenger RNA, 3112 nt
Organism: Gadus morhua (Atlantic cod)
Lineage: Eukaryota; Metazoa; Chordata; Actinopteri; Gadiformes; Gadidae
Gene: gprin1
Product: G protein regulated inducer of neurite outgrowth 1
Exons: 2
Coding region: 285-3095 (936 amino acids)
Biological process (GO): neuron projection development
Cellular component (GO): plasma membrane
Source: RefSeq, a predicted model, not a curated record
CAGAAACUCCACGGUGGUUUCCAGGGAAACAGGAAAUCUGAAGGCUUCCAUAGACACAGCCACAGCUAAAGCCAGAGGCUUGCCGAAGAUAGAUUAUUCUAGAGACAAACCUGUAGCCGCUGCUAUCAGGCUCAACCAUCUAUCCCGAUUGCCAUGUGUCUUUUGUGAACACGAGGAUUUGCAGAUUACGUCUUAAAUCGUCUGGAGAAAAGAAAAUGAAGAGACUAAAGGCUGGCUUCCAUUGUUGAGGUCUCUGUCGGUCAGCGUUUGUGCGUGGGGAGAGAAUGGGCAGCCUCGAGGAUGAGAGCGGGAGACCUGUGAAGGACUGUCAGCACCGCGCCGGAGACACCGAUGAUGGAGAGCAUCUGGGCGGAGCAGACGCUCUCAGAGCUGGCCCACAGCCGUCUCCCACCAACACCGGCCAGCGCUCAGCCAGCCAAGAGGACCGCCGGCCACAAGUCCAGAAAGUGAACAUCCACGAGGAGGAGCCGGAGACCUCUGAAGCGGCAGUAGACCCUGCUGUGGCGGUAGACGGUGCGACUGUCGUCGUUCCUGCCGAGCCCCCUGCCGCCAUGACCCGCGUGGCAACCGACAGCUGCCCCCAUGUCGAGAGCGUCCCACUGGAGGUCGACCCGCCCGGCCCAGAUGACCCAGCCACGGAAGAUAAAGUGGUCGCCGCGUCCACCAGGUCGGCCACGUUGCCCUCUUGUGGUCCGACCGACAGCGAAACCAGAAACCGGAAACCAAAUACUCAGGAAGGACGCGCUGUGGCUGAAUCCCUCUCUGUGGACAAAACCACAGGAAAGGAGAAACCUGAGCAGGGAGGAGGAGAAGAAGCAGGGGGAGGAGGAGCAGGAGGAGGAGGAGCAGGAGGAGGAGGAGCAGGAGGAGGAGUUGAGGCCCCUCCUGUCCCACCGUCCCCUGCCCCUCCGGGCCAGCAGCACAUGCGCACCCAGGUGAGCCUGGAGGUGGUGCAGUGCCACUCGGUGGCUUGCAGCCCCAUGACGCCACCCGGAGGCGGCCACACGUUCGUGUUCCCAGAGGGAGCGCAGAGCAACGACGGCAAGGUGCAGGUGGAGUAUCGCUCCAUUGCCACGGCGCCUAUGACCCCGAGAACGCCUACCGCCUCGACCUACCCGGACGUGGUUAAAGGAGAGUCGGGGCGGGGGGAAGGGGAGGUCCGGAUGGGCAACAGGAGCCCAGAGAAGGGUCCGGCUCAGUUAGCCAGCUCACAAGUUACCGCCCAGCCACCAGGCCGGCCACAAACACACAGGAUCCCGAGCAUGGACCAGGACAUUACAAUCCUAGUGACGCAACAUGACAGCACGACAGAUUCACAGGAUGAAGAGGAUGAAGAGGAGGCCAAGGUCUCAGGCAGUGCUGUAGCUGGGCCGAUUGGGAAGAUCGAGGAGAAUGAGGACCAUAAGGCUGACGGGGAAGCCAUGGAGACCGGGGACAGGGUGGGAAAGGAACGUGUUGACAGUCAGGUGUCCACAGCCAACAGCCACACGGAGAAGAAAAGUCUGAAUGAACAUGUGCCCAACAAACCCAUCAGCAAUCUUCAACAGAGCAAAAUGCAAAUCGAGGGCCCUUCAAUCAUUUUCCGGGACAAAGGCCAUCCAGUCGAAAAGAGGACAUCAGAGUCUACGAUGGGAGCAACCAAAGAAGAAGCAAGUCUAGGCGCCAACCUCCCCGAAGGGGUCACCAAAGAAGCGGGCUCCCUGAAUAUGCCUGCGGUGCCCAACUCCCCGGCACCCUCGGGGUGCAGCAACAUGUACACCCAGGUCAGCCUGGAGGUGGUGCAGUGUCAGUCUGCAGCUACUAGCCCCAUGACUCCUCCCGAGGGGGGCAACGCCUUCAUCUUCCCCCCCUCUACCGCCACGAAACCGCAGGUAGAAUACCGCUCGAUCGCCACGGCGCCGAUGACACCGAGAACGCCCCUGGCUCCCGUAGGUUUCCCCACGAGAGCGACGGCAGAGCCGGAGGUGCAGAGGAUGCCAGAGAUGGGCACGGACAAGGGGAAAGGCAACGCCGGGGAAACGGUGGCCGAUGUGCACGAGGAGGGAGGUUCGUCGGUGGGGAACGGAGAGGUCGAAAUAGGCGAGGUGGAGGGUACUACGGGAGACGAGGGAAAGGAUGAGGGUACUAGUGGAGAGGCUGAGGCAGACGGUAGUGCUGGUAGAGAGGGAAAGGUGGAGGAUAAAUCAGGGGAAGAGGGAAAGAUGGAAGAUAUGACGGGAAAAGAGGGAAAGAUGGAUGGCAUGACAGUAAGAGAGGGUAAGGUGGAGGAUAAAUCGGGUGAAGAGGGAAAGGUGGAGGGUACUACUGGAGAGGCUGAGGCAGACGGUAGUACUGGAAGAGAGGGAAAGAUGGAUGGUAGAUCGGGAAAAGAGGGAAAGGUGGAGGUUAAAUCGGGAGACAAGGGAAAGAUGGAGGAUACAUUGGGGGAAAAGGGAAAGGGGGAAGAUACAUCGGGGAAAAAGGGAAAGGUGGAGGGUACAUCGGGGAAAAAGGGAAAGGUGGAGGGUACGCUGGGAGAAGAGGGAAAGGUGGAGGGUACUACAGUAAGAAAGUCUAAGCUGGAUUGUAGUACUGGAAGAGAGGGAAAGGUCGACGGCACGACAUCAGGGGAGGAGAGCGCUGAGAAUAACUGCAAGGAGGGCGUUGAGGAGGAGGAGAGCGAGGAGCCAGUGCAGGAGGUGAGCUGGGACGACAAGGGGAUGACCUGGGAGGUGUACGGGGCUGUGGUGGAGGUGGCCGUGCUGGGCUCGGCCAUCCAGAAGCACCUGGAGAAGCAGGUGAAGAAGCAGAAGCAGCCGUCGCUGCCCCCACCACCUCCGCUGGACCCGUCCGCUGUCCCGCUCCCCUGCCCCUCGCCCGGCACCACCACCACCUCCACCACCGCCACCUCCACCACCGCCGCCAGCGUCAACGCCACCACCGACCCCACGCAGGCGAGCUCCGGUAAGGGCCGCGCAGGGAUGAGAGGGGAGCGUGGCGUGAAGGAGGGCCGCCGCAGGAGGAACCCCUUCCGCCUGCUGCUGCGGAACAUGCAGCAGCCACGCUGCUGCUCCAGAGCCCAUAGUGCCGAGUGAGGGAGAGAGGGAGAGAG